This is a messenger RNA of Danaus chrysippus (African queen), 228 nucleotides long. The record is from the annotation of a GenBank genome assembly. NCBI's taxonomy places the organism in Eukaryota, Metazoa, Arthropoda, Insecta, Lepidoptera, Nymphalidae.
AUGAGACACGGUCGGUGUGGGGCCGGACCCGCGGGACUGGGGCGCGCGUCCAACAACGAGCGUUGUGACGGGGGUCGCCUGCGCCGGCAGGGGAUGCGGCCGACAGUCCCGCGCUUACCUGCGCUAGCGGUAGCGCGGCUGCAUCACCACGCCGCACCCGCCGCCCGGGAACACGCCCACCGGCAUCACGCCGCCCGGCAGCAGCAUGCCUGCAACACGCGCCUGUGA